This is a messenger RNA of Homarus americanus (American lobster), 1593 nucleotides long. Its product is annotated as SPRY domain-containing SOCS box protein 3-like. Lineage: Eukaryota; Metazoa; Arthropoda; Malacostraca; Decapoda; Nephropidae. The coding region runs from base 435 to 1235 and encodes 266 amino acids. Gene Ontology annotation, biological process: proteasome-mediated ubiquitin-dependent protein catabolic process. Gene Ontology annotation, cellular component: SCF ubiquitin ligase complex. The transcript is spliced from 2 exons. Gene Ontology annotation, molecular function: protein binding. The record is from RefSeq and is a predicted model, not a curated record.
ACAGUAUUGGUUACUAAUUUACUGGGAUUAUUCUGAAGUCGCAAAAAUUACCAGAUAACUAAAUAUGGCAGGUAACACAGACCAACUCGGUGGUAAAAUGUAAACACUGAGAGUAAGGUUGGUUGUCGACUAACUGGCAGCCCCACCCGGUGUGUCGUUUCUAGGUAGCUCCUUCCCAACACGUACAUUGACGCAAAGUCUACUACACCCUCUCUUGGCUUCCACCAUUUCUGUAACUUAACCCAUAGUUAAUGACCAAUGUCACGAAUAUUCAAUGAUUUCGUGAUAUAAGGAAGCGGCAAAACAAGGGGAAAAGUGAAAAGUAAAUUCCGGUAGGUUGUCUCCUCGCCGUUUGGCCUCAGCUGUUUCGUGUAAACAAACCGACGAACUCUUCAGGGUCUUGCACAGGUGUGAUGCGGUGAAGGGUCGCUGCCAUGACACUAGGUGACCAUGAGGACAAGGGGCCACCUGAUGUACACCUUAAUGACGAUAACCACGAUGACAAGUGUCCCCAACCACUGGAGUACGGCUGUGACGCCUGGUGGCACUGGAGUCAGCGACACAAGAGCCCUGAGGUUCUCCUGUACGCCCGCACGGCACUCUUCCACCCGAACUGGUCGCACGGCACGGCGGCAGUGAGGGGCUCUCAAAAGAUCAAUGGUGGACUUCAUUACUGGGAAGUGCAGGUAUCCCAACGACUCUUUGGCACGGCGGUGAUGUUCGGGGUGUGCACGGCAUCGGCCAGACUGCACGCUGACAGCUUCGUCAGCCUGGUAGGGGAGGACGAAUUUGGGUGGGGUCUGUCACACAAAGGUCUCAUCUGGCAUAAUGGCAAGUGGCGUCACUACACCGAACCAUUCCGGGAGAACCGCGCCACCACCAUCGGCAUAUUGUUUGACGGUAUGCGAGGUACUCUGGGGUUUUAUAAAGAUGCCAGGUGGCUGGGUGUGGCCUUCACGGGGCUGGACACUAUUACAGAGCCCCUCUACCCCGUCAUAGCCUCCACCGCCGCCAAGACAGAACUUACGUUAGGGGCGACUAAGCGAGGGUGGGUAGGGCUGCAGGACCGUGCUAGACACGCCCUCCUAGCCGCCCUGCAACAGCCACAACUUCUCUACACCCUGCCUCUACCGCCUGCCCUCAGGCACUACCUUGAGGAUGACCUACCGCCUGACGCUACCACUCCCUGCAACACUCUUCUUCCCACCAAUAAACUACACAUCCUACCAUCCUGAUGACCACCAACACAAUCUUCGAAGGAAUGGUUGCCGAACUUCCCGCCUCCAACACGCACAUGCUAAAUCAAGUCUCGCUGCUUUCACUGUUGUGAACAUUGCGCAUUUUGAACACCUAUUAGCAAGAAACUAUAGUGUGAUUUUAACACAGUUAUCAAGAGCAUGUACUGUAAAAUGCCAGGUUGUGGAGCACCCAUUGUCUAAACAAUUCAUGUUUCGUAUUUUGGAAGUUGCAAUGAUAUGUUUUUAUAAACAAGUUAUUGUCAAGCAUCAUAUUGAUGAGACCUAGAAAAAACAAACUUUUAAACUUUAACAAAUCCAAAAUUUAUCAUUAUAAAAAAAUAAACUAAUGUUUUGU